AUGUCUUCAAGCAAUUCAGAUAAAGAAGCACACAGAUCUAAUACACACCCUCGGAUAGUCUGUGGUGCUGUACCUAUCAACUAUCUCACGAAUCAGAUAUUGCUCAUCUCGUCUAGAAAACAUAAGGGAAACUGGGUGCUUCCAAAGGGUGGAUACGAGCUGUCUGAUGUACGGCUUGAGACUGCUGCAUCUAGGGAAGCUUUUGAGGAGGCUGGCGUGAUUGGUCAGGUCAGGAAUUUGGUGCUAUCUAUCGACGACAAGCGGCCGAUCAAAACACUGACUGAUAACGAUCCAUUCAUACCCAGAGCACGCUAUCACUUCUUCGAGAUAUCAGUUGACGAGCUUAGUACUCAAUGGCCAGAAUCUAAUGAACGCGAUAGAUGUUGGUGUUCAUUUGGUGAAGCACUUAAUAGAGUUAGCUGGAGGGAUGAACAGAGGGCUGCCCUCCUCGCCUGCAGUCUGAAUAAUAACAGUUCAAGUUCAAGCUAG
This is a messenger RNA of Wallemia mellicola CBS 633.66, 489 nucleotides long. RefSeq lists its product as hypothetical. NCBI's taxonomy places the organism in Eukaryota, Fungi, Basidiomycota, Wallemiomycetes, Wallemiales, Wallemiaceae. The transcript has 4 exons. Gene Ontology annotation, biological process: adenosine 5'-(hexahydrogen pentaphosphate) catabolic process; diadenosine hexaphosphate catabolic process; diphosphoinositol polyphosphate metabolic process. Gene Ontology annotation, molecular function: bis(5'-adenosyl)-pentaphosphatase activity; bis(5'-adenosyl)-hexaphosphatase activity; endopolyphosphatase activity. Gene Ontology annotation, cellular component: nucleus; cytoplasm. The coding region runs from base 1 to 489 and encodes 162 amino acids. The record is from RefSeq and is a predicted model, not a curated record.